Colletotrichum abscissum is the source of this 573-nucleotide messenger RNA. RefSeq lists its product as uncharacterized. The annotation marks the transcript as partial. The transcript has a single exon. The record is from RefSeq and is a predicted model, not a curated record. NCBI's taxonomy places the organism in Eukaryota, Fungi, Ascomycota, Sordariomycetes, Glomerellales, Glomerellaceae.
CCAUUAUCGGAUCAACCAUUUUGUCUCCGAAACUUCGAACUGCGCACUUCUGUUUACGAUACCUCUAAAGGGGACAUAGUCAAUUUUUCUAUAUUUUGCUACUUCGCGAAUACGAAACGAUGGGAGCAUAUGGUGGUCCCCAGCUCCUCUUCUUUUGUUUCCGUAACCGGUAAAUUGGUCGGCUGUACUCCAUCGAAUCAACUUGCAGUAAGAAUUUUGGAUGUGACCUAUCUCCCGAAAACGACCCCGUCCUCUCACUCUCCUACCUCCUCUGCCGAUUCAACUUCCGUCAAGCGUCAAAGCCGUUGGAGUGGCCGCGCAGACUCAACCCCGACCAAAAAAUCCCGCAUGCAGUCAUCCAUGGAUUCUGUGCAAGACGAUACCGAAACGAUCCCCAUUGACAAGAGUGACACAAUGACCCCAACUCCGACGACCCAAGACGAUACAAGUCAAGUACCACGGCACCUCGACUCACCUUCGUCGGAUACCGAGUUAAGAGAAACAACAUCCACCAUUUCACUACUCCCGGCAACUCGGCCACAACGACAUCGGCAGCCACCAAAGCACCUUUGA